Messenger RNA from Patella vulgata (common limpet), 2987 nucleotides. RefSeq names its product V-type proton ATPase subunit H. Bases 137 to 1558 code for a protein of 473 amino acids. The record is from RefSeq and is a predicted model, not a curated record. Gene Ontology annotation, molecular function: protein binding; proton-transporting ATPase activity, rotational mechanism. The transcript has 14 exons. Gene Ontology annotation, cellular component: lysosomal membrane; vacuolar proton-transporting V-type ATPase, V1 domain. Lineage: Eukaryota; Metazoa; Mollusca; Gastropoda; Patellidae. Gene Ontology annotation, biological process: proton transmembrane transport.
AUCUGUCACAUGAUCGUGUAUAAUCAAAAUGGUGGCUUGAUAACCUUGAUUGAAAAAUAAAUUAUCAAGAAUAAAUCUGGAAUAAGCGAAUAUCAGUUGAUAUUUCAAGGACUUACAGUAUUUGUUUUAAUUCAUCAUGAUGGAUAUUUCAAAUAUCGAGGAUUUGGAGAAAGGAGCUCAAGUGGCAACAAGUCUUCUACAGGAAAGAGCCAAUGAUGUACGAGCCAACAGAGUUAACUGGCAGUCCUAUCUACAAGGCCAGAUGAUAUCAUCAGAUAUCUACAGUUUUAUAUCUAAGUUUGAUAGUAGCAAUGCUGAAAGUAGAUCAGCCAUGUUGCAAGAAAAUCCAUUACAGUUUGCCUCUACAUUCUAUAAUUUGAUUGGUCAGAUAGCUAAAGAUCAAACUUUACAGUAUAUAUUAACUAUGUUGGAUGAUGGCCUUCAGGAAGAUAAAGCAAGAGUGGAAAUAUUUAAAGAAUUUGCCAAGAAAAGGAAGGAAUCAGUGUGGUCACCAUUUUUUCAUCUGUUAGAAAGAGAAGAUAAAUUCAUAGUUUAUCAGUCUAGUAGAAUUAUAGCUAAAAUAGCUUGUUGGAGUAAAGAAGCUAUGGAUAAAAAGAAUUUACAGUUUUAUUUAAACUGGUUGAAAGAACAACUCAAUAAACCGGGUAAUGAAUAUCUACAGACAGCAGCCAGAUGUCUACAGAUGAUGUUACGAGUAGAUCAGUAUCGUAAUAUGUUUGUGGAAGUUGAGGGGAUAUCAGCUAUUGUAUCAGUAUUAGCUGGUAGUAAAGUAGGAUUCCAGAUUCAGUAUCAGUUGACCUUUUGUCUUUGGUGUUUGACCUUUAACCCUGACCUAGCUGAAAGAAUGAACAGGUAUAAUAUAAUUCCAAUCCUAGCUGAUAUUUUGAGUGAAUCUGUGAAAGAGAAGGUAACCAGGAUAAUUCUAGCUACAUUGAGAAAUUUGAUAGAGAAACCAGAAGAGAAAGAAAUUCAACAUGUCCAUGCUCUAUCUAUGGUACAAUGUAAAGUAUUAAAACAACUAGAAUUAUUGGAGGGAAGAAAAUUUGAUGAUCCAGAUAUAAUAGAUGAUCUCGAAUUCUUAAAUGAGAAAUUACAGGCUUCGGUACAAGAUUUAAGUUCGUUUGAUGAAUAUACAACAGAAAUUAAAUCUGGUCGACUGGAGUGGAGUCCUGUUCACAAAUCAGAUCGUUUCUGGAGAGAAAAUGCAAUUAGACUCAAUGAGAAAAAUUAUGAACUUUUGAAAAUACUGGUACGUUUGUUAGAUACAAGUAAAGAUCCUUUAAUUCUGUCUGUAGCAGCCCAUGAUAUAGGAGAAUAUGUCCGAUAUUAUCCACGAGGAAAAAAUGUUGUAGAACAGUUGGGAGCUAAACAAAAAGUAAUGUGGUAUUUAGGACAUGAAGAUCCUAAUGUUAGAUAUGAAGCUUUGAUAGCUGUACAAAAACUCAUGGUUCAUAACUGGGAAUAUUUAGGUAAACAGUUAACCGAUGUAGAACCUGUACGUAAAGAUACACCUGGUAUGGCUUCUGUUAAAGGAUAGAUAACUCUACUACCAUCAUCUAAACAUGGCUGUGAACAUUAUUAUUAAUUUUAUUAUUCAACAUUUAUAUUAUGUAAUAUUUGGUAGACGUGAAGUUGAAUGAAGAAUGAAAAGUUAUUAUAAGUAAUAAUAUAUUUGUACAUUUUUUUCAAUGCAUUUAUUCAAGAACAAAUUCCUGGGAAUAUGGCCUCAUAUAUUAUAGCAGUACUGUAAAACCAGAAAUUAGUGACAUAAGUUGCAUAGUAUUGAAAUAAAUGUGACCUGCCUUAUCUUUCUGUUUUCUAAAUUAAUAUGCUUGGUACUGCUCACACUGAAUAACAAAAUAUGUAUUGAUAUUAAUGCUACAAGGCAUAGGUCAUAUUAUUUAAAGCAGUAUUUUAUUGGUGGCUUUACUUCUUGUUUACAGUAAAACAGACAAAUUCUGUAAAUGAAGAAAAAAAAACACUUGAAACAAAUGAGGUCAUUUCAAAAAUAUUUUAUAAGUUCUGGUUUUACUGGGUUAAAAAAUUGAAGAUCAAAUUAUUUAAAAUAUUUGUUAAUGAAAUUAUGGAGAUAAUACAUAUUUUAUUCUCCAUAUGGAUUAUUUUAGAGGAAUAAAGAAUUAUUAAAAAACGUAUAGGGAAGAGGAACAACUCUGUCAAAAUGUCCUUAUUAUCAUAUUAUCUCCCCUUACACCACAAUCGACAUGUAAAUUCUAAAAACAAAAGAAAUCAUUCCCGUUUGUUUUUUUUAUGUUUUUGUGUUAAUUAAAAUUGGUAAAUACAACUUUAUUGUUAUAUGAUGUACUAAGCUAAACAUUCCUUCAAAAUAAUUCUAUAAAGAGGAAAACAAUAUCAAAUUAAAACAAUUAUGUCUUCGAGAUAUACCUGGUUAGAAUGAAAUCAUGGCCUUCCCCCAUGGUCGUCAGGGUGAUAUCACAGACAAGUGUUUCCUAGGAAACUUGCGACUGAGCAUUCAAGAGGCUCAUUUCGCGUGUCGGCUAUCCAUUAAUUAGCUACCCAUUAUUCUAAACAGGAUAUAGAUAUGGUAUUAUUGGAGUCCUGGCCACAUUCCACAUUUGGUUGGCUUCAGACUAAAGUAAUACAGGAGAUAUUUAGUCUCCAUCAUGUAGUAAUACGAUAGUUACAUUCUAUACAAUAAUUUCUUAUUGAUAUAUCUAGAAGUAGAAAGCAAUUAAUAAUUUAACAUGUCUUUACCAUACUUUUAAUUUCUUGCUGCACUUAUAUUAACUUUCUUUGGGAAGUUUGUUUUAGAGUAUAUGGUAGUAUAUGAAGACAAAUGUUUAUCAUGAUGAAGCUAGUCCAGUUAUAGAUAAAAUGAUAGUUUUAUAUCUAUAAUUGAUAAAAGACAUAAAUGUAUAUCUUAUUGUAUUUAGUCCAUUUAUUUGUAAAGAAAUCCAAGGAAAGGGAAAUAAAUAAAAAUAUACUAA